Molecule: messenger RNA, 375 nt
Organism: Carica papaya (papaya)
Lineage: Eukaryota; Viridiplantae; Streptophyta; Magnoliopsida; Brassicales; Caricaceae
Source: RefSeq, a predicted model, not a curated record
AUGGUUAGCAUGUUAACAGAGGUGGAAACCUUUACCCUCAACGUCUUCAACUCAUUCUUGCUCUAUAUCUCGGGCUCAAAUUCGCAAUUGAAGCCUAGAGGGUGGUCAGUAGUUUCCCAACUGAUGCACCACAAAAUAGUUGCAUGCAAGGAUGAAGAGAACGACGGAAAUGAAAUUGCUAAGGUGGAUGGUGUCUUGCAAUCUCUUUAUGGUCACAGGAUGAGCAAAUAUGACAACAGCAUGCUUGUUGAACAUGUGCAAGGGCAGUUGAAAAAUUUAGAGUUGUGCAUUCAAGAUCUUGAAGAAGGACUUGAGUGCAUAUACAGAAAGUUGAUCAGGACCAGAGUCUCCUUUAUCAAUGUCGCUAAUCACUAG